This is a messenger RNA of Penicillium brevicompactum, 1290 nucleotides long. Its product is annotated as Rtr1/RPAP2 family protein phosphatase. The transcript has a single exon. Gene Ontology annotation, cellular component: cytoplasm; nucleus. The coding region runs from base 1 to 1290 and encodes 429 amino acids. Gene Ontology annotation, molecular function: RNA polymerase II CTD heptapeptide repeat phosphatase activity; RNA polymerase core enzyme binding. Lineage: Eukaryota; Fungi; Ascomycota; Eurotiomycetes; Eurotiales; Aspergillaceae. The record is from RefSeq and is a predicted model, not a curated record.
AUGACCUCACAGCAAGGGCCAAAUGCCCUCAAGACCUCCCUCCCAGAAACAUACGCCGCCAUGAAUGCUCAACGGCCCCCACCUUCACACGCGCACCCCUCACAAGAACAGCAAGACCAAUAUCUCCAGGGCCGUCCUGGUGCGACGCAACACCACCUCGAAGUCGCUCUACAGCAUGCACAGCAAAUCCAGUCACAAAAAGACGCCGAAGACGUAAUCCUGAACCGCAUUCUCGAGCUCCUCGAGCUUCCCUCCUCGCCGACCGCCGACCCUGCCAACCCAUCCCAGGACGACAUCAACAAAUUGAAAUACUCCCUCGUCCCCUUCCGACCUACCGAUUACGACAACCUGAUUCUAGAGCGCAACUACGAAGAUACCUGCGGGUACGCACUCUGCCCGCGCAAACACCGCAAGCAAAACCACGGCCCGGGCGGCGGGUUUCAAUUCAAGUACGGGCCCAAAGGCAGCGGACCCGGCGGCCGAGGGCGCAGCGUCGACAUCGUACCGCAAGACCAGGUCGAGAAGUGGUGUUCAGACGUAUGUGCCGAGCGAGCACUUUGGAUCCGAGUACAGCUAUCUUCGGAACCAGUGUGGGAGCGACGAGGCGAUAGUUUACGAGGGACGAAUAUUCUGCUUCUGGAAGAAGCGCGCGCGAAACGACUCGCCGCACCGGCUGCUACGGGCACUGUAUCAUCGGUUGUUGACGAGAUGAAUAGUUUGAUGUUGGCGAACCCUGAUCGGUCUCGAGAGCUUGCGGUGGAGCGCGGUGAUACCAGUUCCACGCAUCGAAAUGGCAGAGUGCCUGUUACGCUCAGAGAGAAUGAGUCUGGUGGUCGUCGGUCUGGAGCUCCGCAGAUGCGUCCAGAUGAUAUGACCGGGGGUCCAUUGAGGGUUAUGUUCCCAGACAGGAUAGGGACGUUGAUGAAGAUGGAGAUAUUGAUCUCAUGGAUCAAAUCUGAUCAAAUCUUAUCAUAUAGCAAGAUUGCCAUAGCAUUUUUAGGGCGUUUUCUACGAAUAUUAUACCCAUUGUUGGAAAUUGAUGAAGAAAUCUACGGACCACUGGCAGCAGAUAUGACCUUGUGCAGGACUAUAUCCACGACUCAGACCAAUGGUCAUGAGUCUCUUGAACCGAAGUUCAAGAACUCCUACGUAGCCCGACCUGACAUAAAUCAGAUCAGACACGAGGGAAAAUUGGCAAUCAAGCGUCAUCUCCGUGAGGAGAAUCAGCGACACCUUUCUCAAAGAGAAUCAUUUGUAUUCAUUCCUCAUCCAGGAAUAGCCUUCCACUAA